Molecule: messenger RNA, 1801 nt
Organism: Neoarius graeffei (lesser salmon catfish)
Lineage: Eukaryota; Metazoa; Chordata; Actinopteri; Siluriformes; Ariidae
Product: zinc finger BED domain-containing protein 5-like
Exons: 2
Coding region: 1-1710 (569 amino acids)
Molecular function (GO): protein dimerization activity
Source: RefSeq, a predicted model, not a curated record
AUGACAGUUCACAAGAGCUAUGCUAAAGACUUCCCGGCGAAAUCAGCUGUACGAACUGAAAAGGUAAACAACCUGAGGAGACAGCUAGCCGCAAAGCAGGCAGUGUUUACGCAACCUGUUAAUAAGAGUAAAACUGCCACGAUAGCGUCUUACCGUGUGAGUCGUGUUCUGGCAAAGCACAAGAAAUGUUUUAAAGACGGCGAAGUUUUCAAAGAAGCCUUUGUGGAGGCCGCGGAUGCACUUUUUGCUGACUUCAAGAACAAGAAGGAGAUCAUGUCGGCUAUUCAAGAAACCCAGCUAUCCAGGAACACCAUUACAAGGCGGUGCGAGACCAUGUCAGAGGACAUUGAACGACAGCUUAGAAAUGACAUUGAGAGCUGUCUUUGUUUUUCGCUGCAAUUUGACGAAUCAACUGAUGCUGUGGAUGUGGCGCAGUUAUGUGUUUUCAUUCGGAUGGUUUUUCAUAACAUGAUGGCAAAAGAAGAGAUUCUGACAAUUUUGCCUUUGAAAGGGCACACAAGAGGGUCGCAUGUUUUUGACACGUUUAUGGAGUUUGUCAGUAAGUCGCAUUUACCCCUCUUCAAACUUACGUCAAUCACAACUGAUGGGGCUCCAUCUAUGGUUGGGCAUACUGCUGGGUUCGUUGCUUUGUGCAAGCAGUCGGAAUCUUUCCCUGAUUUUUUGAACUAUCACUGUAUCAUUCACCAACAAGGGCUGUGCGGGAAGAUUUUGAACAUGAAGGACGUCAUGGACGUAGCUAUAAAAAUCGCGUGCUCUUUUCGGGCCAGGAGUUUACAGAGGCGCUUAUUCCGUGCCCAGCUCGAGGAGGCAGGUGCAGACCACACCGUUCUGCUGCUGCACACCGACGUCAGGUGGUUGAGCCAAGGCAAAUUCCUCGAAAGAUUUUUGGAACUUUUGCCCGAAAUUAAAGAGUUCCUGAAGCACACAACUACCCAUGCUGCUGCUUAUACUCAGCUGGAGGACGGUCAGUGGCUCGCUGAUUUGGCUUUUCUCACAGAUGUCACCAAUAAGAUCAAUGACUUGAAUCUCGAGCUGCAGGGGAAAGGAAAGCACAUCGCCAACAUAAUCAGUUCAGUGAACACCUUUAAAACGAAGUUGCGCCUGCUGUUACGCAGGUUGCAACAGUGUGAUGUCAGGAACUUUCCGCACUUGGAGGCUGAGCUCCGCCGUCAGGGCAAAGACAGUGUGGAACUUGCUCGUUAUGAGCAACAGAUCCAAAACAUUCUUUUGGAGUUUGAGCGCCGGUUUACUGACUUUGCGUCCAUUGAGCCUGUUGCUCAGUUUCUGUGCUUUCCAUUUGGUGAAAAUGUUGAUGUGGAUUGCAUUGCGCCCAAAGUAGCCACACUCUUCAGCCUGGACUCCAGUGCUGUCGAGAAUGAAAUUCUUACACUGCAAAAUGACAUUGAGAUCAAAUGCAGAGCAACACCUGGGAUAACUGGCGAAUUCUGGAACCUGCUGCUGGAAGAGAAGUAUCCAAACCUCAGACAAUGCGCACUGAAUAUGACUUCCCUUUUUGGAUCAACAUAUUUGUGUGAGUCUGCCUUUUCACACAUGAAAAUAAUCAAGUCCAAGUACAGAACCACACUGACUGAUGACCACCUCGCGGCCUGCUUAAGGCUGGCACUCAACUCCUACUGUCCGGAUUACGAGAAGCUAGCUGCCUCCUCCCAGUGCCAGAAGUCCCACUAAGAUUCAUUUAAAUCCAACUGCUGGUUUCCCUGCUAUUGCCACUCUCCAGUGAAGUUUAUCAUUUUGAAAUAUUGGACUUCUCUUCUCCUCC